AUUUAGCACUUACUUUGACAAUAAAUCGAAAUACGGUUUUGACUGAAAAAUACAUUAUUUUGUACUUGUUCUAAAAAUACGAAGCUCGAUUAGGUGUUUAAAGUAGUUUUCAGCUUGUAGCAAUACCUGAAUUGAUCACCUUUUAUAGUAUUCAAAACGAAAGGAAAUAGGUGGCGCAGAAAACAAAGUGAGACGCCAUUUACGAAAGUCGUAAGUAAACCUACAUGAUACGGUAUAACUUUUAACUUAAGGCUUAAGUUAAGCGUGGUUAUAAUUUGUCACAAUUUUUAGUGGGUGUUAUUUAACAUAAAAGAUGAGUAAACGUAAGAACAGAGUUGUUAUUGACUCCAGCAGUGAAGACAGCGACAGUGGAGAAAACUUGGAUGAAGAACUGUUGUCUCUUGCGAAAAGAAAGCGUAUAGAUACUGGAAGCGAUCGUGAAGAGACAGAUGCAGCAAAAGUGGAAAAUGUUGAAAAAACUUCUACCAAGGAAAACACUAAACAUUUCAGUGAAUCAGAUUCAGAAACAUCAGAGAGUGAUGAUGAAUGGACUGUUAGUGGAAAAGGGAGUAAUAAUAAGACUAAGAAAAAAUCUCAGUCAAAAUCAAUACCAAAAACAAAUGCAAACCGAGAAAAUACAACUACAAGUGAAAAAGAUGCUAGUUCUGAACCAGAGGAAGGGGAAGUUUCUGAUUCAGAAAGCGAAAAUUCUGAUGGCUCAGAAAGUGCAGUUUCUUCUCUUAAUGAGGAAGAAUUUAAUGAUGGUUAUGAUGAGAAUUUGAUGGGAGACGAGGAAGACCAAGCACGUUUAGCUCAAAUGACAGAAAAAGAAAGGGAACAAGAGUUAUUUAACAGAAUUGAAAAGCGAGAAGUUUUAAGAACCAGAUUUGAGAUUGAAAAAAAGCUGAGAAUGGCAAAGAAAAAAGAACAGAAAAGAAAGAAGGAGAAAAGUGAUGUAAAGCUUAAGAUUGAUGCAAGUUCUCGAAGUAAGGAAAGAAGGAGAAAAGUAGAAGAAAACAAAGAUAAAUUGGAUAAAAAAGCACAAGCUAUAAAAGAUCUUAAAGCUGAGAGAGAAAAGAAGAAAAAACAAGCUGAAAUUCUUAACCAAAAAGAAUUAGAACCAGAUCAACAAAAAGAGGAUGAAGAUGAUGAUGAAGAACAAGAAGAAGAGACUCAGCAAGCAGUUAAGUCAAAACUGAAAGCUAGUGAUGUCUAUUCAGAUGAUGAUGAAGAUGAAGGUAGUCCAUCUGACCAAGAUGAAGACAGUGGAGGGUCAUAUCGUUCACGCAGUGAGGAUGAAGAAGAAGAUGCUAAAAAGCCUCAUUAUAUUUCAACAAGAGAAGAACUGAGCAAAAUUCGACUUUCCAGGCAUAAACUUGAAAGAUGGGUACAUGCACCUUUCUUUGGAAAAACAGUAAUAGGCUGCUUUGUCCGUAUAGGCAUUGGGACACAUAAUGGAAGACCUGUAUACAGAGUAGCUGAAAUCACUGAUGUUGUGGAAACAGGGAAAGUGUAUCAGUUAGGGAAUUCUCGUACAAAUAAAGGGUUGAAGCUACGGCAUGGAAGUCAAGAACGAGUUUUUCGCCUUGAAUUUGUCUCUAAUCAAGACUUCACAGACACUGAAUAUUUUAAGUGGCAUGAAGCUCUUGCAUUGGAUAGUACUCCUCUGCCAACAUUGGAGCAUGUAAGUCAAAAACUGAAAGAUAUUGAGAAAGCUCUAAAUUAUGAAUACAGAGAAGAUGAUAUAGAGUCUAUUGUUAAGGAAAAACAGAGGUUCAAAAAGAACCCCCAUAACUAUGCUAUGAAGAAAACACAUUUAUUGAAACUGAAAGAAAUGGCAGAACAAAAUGGGGAUGAAGAGGAAGCACAGAAACUAAUUGGUGAGCUUGAACAGCUUGAAGAAAGAGCCAUUGAACUUGAUAAAAUGAGGACCAGUACAAUUAGUGCAAUAAGCUAUAUCAAUGAGCGUAACAGACAGAGAAACAUUAUGGAAGCUGAAAAGGCUAUAAUUGAAGAAUCAAGACAACCAAGGGAAAUUUCAGAUGACCCAUUCACCCGGAGAAAGUGUGCUCCUACUUUAGUAACAAAAACUCGUGAAUCUGUUAUAAAUGCUGAAAUUCUGAGAAAAAUAGAACAACAAAGAGUGCAGUUAAAGGAGAAAGAAGAGGAAGAGAAAAGAGAACUUAGAAAGGCUGAAGAAGAAGAAAAUUUUGAUAUUAAAAAAAAUGAUACUCAAGAUCAAGUUAAAUCACGUACAGAAGAAGAUCUUUUUUCAGCCCAUGAUUUUGACAUUAAAAUUGAUCUGGAUGUUCCACUGUCAUCAAGUGCAUCUUCAGGAGCUUCAAGAGCGUCAUCUGCUAACAAAGAGCAUACACCAAGACGGUCCUUAAAUCUGGAGGAGUACAAGAAACUUCGUGGAUUAAUUUAGAGUUCAAGUGGUUGGUGGACUGUAGUAUUUUUAUAGCUUCAUGACUUGUGUAAAAAGAAACCACUAAUAUUUUGUUAUUUUUUGUGUUUACAUCAUAACUAAUGUUCCUGCAUAUUCAGGCUGUGUACAUAUUGUGUAUGUUUAUUGUUUAGGAAAGUUUCUUUGAAAGUUAAUGCCACACCUUUGUGAUGUACAGUUUACACUUUCAAUUGCCUCUUCCUUAAUGCUGUUUUACUUGUUUGAGUCAUGUACGUUAAACAAGGUGAGCUGUUCAUAAUCAAUACAAUACUGAAUGGUUUUUUUAAGUAAGUAGAGGGGGAAGAAAUUUUUUUUAUGAUAAAUUUUUUUGAACAAAAAUAUUUAAGGUACAUUAAAAAAUACUUACAAAACGGCAUGUUAUAAAUAAUUGGUAUAGUGUAUUCACAAUCAGUAGAGUGCUCUCUACAAUUUAAUGCAAGGUUUAAGAUAUAAAAAAAAUCAGUUUUGUGCAUACAUUAUAUUCUGAAGUAACCUUAGAAUAUGUUUCCUAAUUUUUUCUCAAGUUAACAUCAUUGAAAAUAGAUUUAAUAAAUGUAUUUUAAAUAAAGGUAGCAAACGGUGAAAAACUUCUGUGACUUUGUCCAGACUUAUGAUGUAUCUUUUUAGAGAAAGAUAUCUAUUUGCUAAUAGUAGGAGUAGAAAUCUGAUAUUUUUUUUCUGUUUUUAAAUGCAGCUAAAAAAUAAAUAUCCCCAAAUGUUAGAGAUGCUAAGUUGUAACAUCUUGUCAUUUGUUUUUCUUAUAGUAGUUUUGUCAUUCAAUUCUGCAUGCCCCAUUGUUUCUUUCAAUAGAAUAUUACUUUCUAUGUGCUUUGUUCUGUAUACUAAAAACAGUAUGACUAAAAGACACAACUUUCAGAUUUGGAAAAGACGAACUAGCCUUCAGUUAUGUCAGUUUUAUUUUACUAACCUGUGGAAUGAGUGCGGUCAGUAGUAGUAGAGUACAGCACCUCAGGAGAGUUUAAAGAGAGGAAUUGAUUGCUUCCUUAAAGUAAAUGGUGGGUUGAAAACUUUGCUUUCUCAAUGGUGAAUAUGCAAGGACAACCUUAAGGACUAUGUGGUUCAUGUCUGCAUAUUAUGCUACAUUUGUUUACGUACAUGCAUAAUGCAUAAACUAUGUUGAGAAAAAAGGUAGUGUGACAUUCUACAUGUAAAGAAAAAUAUUUAAUUUUUCACAUUUAGCUGUUAUUGUUAUUUUUCAUAAGUAAUUUCUUUCUCCUCAUGAUGUUAUUACUUUAUAAUAUUCUGAUUAAACCUUUUUAAUUUUAAACAUACAUGAUCAGUUCAUGUUUGAAAAGGUUAACACAUGCUAGCCAAUUUCUGGGCUAUAGUAAGGCAACUGGUUUCAGUUAUAAGUGUUUUGUUAAUGUACAGUAAGCAAAAUGUUGCUUUGAUAAAUAAAAUGACUUUAGGAAUAUAGCCCAGAAACUUCCAAAGUUAAGAAAUAACCAGAAAAGCCCAGUUACCUUACCAGUCAUCCUUGUAAAAUACAAUUCAUACAUCUGUAUUAUUCAACGGAAACAUAAUGUUUGUAACAUUUCUGUGAAGUAAAAGUAUUUGUGAUUAAAAGUACAUAGUGAAGUAAGACUGUAUAGUUGUUUGAUUACUAGAAUACAUCUCAUAGACAGUUUAAGUGGGACAUCAUAUAUAUAAAAAGUGACUAUUUCUGUGCAUAUUUAGUAAUUAUUUUUUAUUAGAAGGGUAAUUAUUUCCAUAUAUAAAUCUAUUGUAGAGUCAGUGUUUUAUUGAAAAUGUUUAGAUAUUUGUAAUCUGUUGUAGCAGUUAUACAUGUAUUACUCUUAAUACAUGUUGAUGGUCUGGGAAUGUUAACAUCUUCAUGGAAAAUUAUGGACUAUGAUUUUUAGGAAAGUUAUUAAUAAGCAUUUAUUUUGAAAAUUGGUACAGAUUAUUUACGAGCUAAGCAAAUAAGGCCUUUGGCUCUAUCAAAGUAUCCUACUGUUACUUAAAAUCUAACCUGUUCAUAUAAAUGAAACCUCUUCUGAUCAUAAAUCCAAGGAAUAAAAAAAAAACUGAUUCAUUGUGUUACUGUACCAGUCAGGGUCUAAACUACAGUAGGUGACUUAUGAUGUUGGUUAUGCCCAAAUUCACAGUUACUUAUUCAGUUAUUAUCAGUUUGUUUGUCAUUAUGUUCAGAGAAUUUUUUUCACCAGAAACACUUUUUGAUUCUUUACCAAACAUUGUCUUGUAAAAAUAUAGAUAUGUAUACAUGUUACUUAACAAAACAGUUAAAUGAAUGGAAACCUCCUCCACAAGGUAUUGUGUGACAUUAAAAUGAAAAAUUGCUCUUUGAACAUAGCUUUGGAGAUCAGUGGCAUGUUUUGAUUAGGCAAUGGAAUUAAUGCUAUGUUUAAUGUCACCCAUUCAAGGUUUCAUCACAUUUCACCAUGAUCUGUACAAAGUGAUGAAAUCUAUACUCAUUGUUAAAAAAACAUUAACAAUGCCCAUUUUAGACUGUUUGCAGUAUUUUCUAAGCUAGAAAAUGCAAAGUUUCCAGGGGAUAUCACUCUCCUAAAUACCCCUUGAUAAUGUCACUAACACUCAAAGUAAAAGUCCUAGAUCAGGCUGUACUAAUAUUGUGUGAACCACUGCACAGAUUACUUGACAAGUUCCUGAGAGUUAAGCAUAUUUAACCCUAAGUGCAUGAGUGCAAUGAGAGGAUCAAAAUGCGCAUGUUACAACCUUUUACAGAGUACUAUUCAACAUAUUAUGUAUUUGAUGUCAGUUUUAUCAUUUUAACCAAUGUUGUUAAUUUUGCAACAGUUCAUAGUAGAGGUAAGUAAAAACCAGAUACGGUAUACAGGUGUACUGGGAAAACUGUGGUUGUGCAUUUCAUAGGUUCUAGAGGUUAUGCUAAUGCAUGGACAAAAGUAUUUUUAUUCUUCACUUGAACACUACCUUGCACUCUGACUUGUCUGAGUCAGACUCAUACCAUCAAUUCAGAGACAUAUCCUGAGUACAAAUACUUUUUUAACACAUCUCAUUUUUUGUUUACAUUCAGACUUGUACAUUUUACUAAGGGCUUGUCUAGUUUCCGGUAGGUACACAUAAAUUCAGAAUUAUAGUUAAAAUUCCUUCACCAGUACUGUGCAGAUUCAGUUACUGUAGUAAUUAACAAAUUCUUUCACUAGACAUCUAUAACUAGUGUGGCCAGUAGCAUAGAAGUAUUUAUGAAAGGUUCACAUUAAUAACCUUUAUAGGACAGUUAUUGAUUAUCGUAUAAAUGUUUCUGUACUAUUGCAAAGUGUUUUUAGUUACAGUUUCCAAUUGGUAUUGACUGUAUUUAAGCUAGUCAACAACAAUUAUAGUAGAAUCUCAUUUAUCCACUCGAAAUUCAUUUGUAAUUGAAUAUAUAUCCUCCCCUCUGCAGUUUUAUAACUGUUGUAUUGGCAAUAUAGGCAUAAUGCAUGCCUGUCUACCACACACACAUAUAAAUAGAAUGAAAGACAAGUGCUACAUUUUAACAGUAUAUUUACAGAAAUAGUGAGCCCAAAACAAAAAUGGCAGGUACUUCUAUUUUGGAAAAGAAAUUGAUUAUCGCCAAAAGGCUUAAAAGAAACAUCAACAAUGAUAUAUAAAAAACUUGCUCUGGAUUUCAGAAAUGGGAAGGCAACCAUUAGAAAUAUCAGGAACAAUGAAGGGAAGCUGAAAGAUUUGUAUUGGCGAACCUUACGGCAACUCGGCUGAGUAAACAGAAAGCAGGAAAUAAUAAUGUACUACAACAUCAAAAGAUGAUGUGUUAGAUACUGCAGUUGAGAAGUGAUUUUUGUAAACAAAAAAUAUAAUGUUUUUAUAGAUUUCACAUGAAUGCAGACUCUUGUCCUCUGAAGAAUGUGGAUAGACAGAAAUCCACUGUAAUAAGAGCUACAUAUACCUUCACAUCCAAGCCUAGAAUUGGUUUCAUGUUCACAUAGUCUUAUUUAUAGAUAUGGCGGUUGAAUGUUUUGUUCCGGAUCAUUUUUGUCACUCGUUUGAAAAACUAUACUUACUGAAUUUUCUUCUCAACGAACUCUCAUAUCAAUCGAUAUGCUGUAAUUAAUUGUUCUUUCUCAAAUUAAAGAGUUGUUUUUAUACAGUAA
Molecule: messenger RNA, 6561 nt
Organism: Limulus polyphemus (Atlantic horseshoe crab)
Lineage: Eukaryota; Metazoa; Arthropoda; Merostomata; Xiphosura; Limulidae
Product: RNA polymerase-associated protein RTF1 homolog
Exons: 3
Coding region: 314-2428 (704 amino acids)
Cellular component (GO): Cdc73/Paf1 complex
Molecular function (GO): DNA binding; RNA polymerase II C-terminal domain phosphoserine binding
Source: RefSeq, a predicted model, not a curated record